Fusarium subglutinans is the source of this 2433-nucleotide messenger RNA. RefSeq lists its product as uncharacterized. The record is from RefSeq and is a predicted model, not a curated record. The transcript is spliced from 2 exons. Bases 1 to 2433 code for a protein of 810 amino acids. Lineage: Eukaryota; Fungi; Ascomycota; Sordariomycetes; Hypocreales; Nectriaceae.
AUGUCUUCCUCCAGUGACGAUGGAGUAGAUCCAGUUGAUUUGGCCAGCAACAUCGGCACUUGGGUCGCCGCUGGCGUAGCCAUCAUUGCGCUAGUCGGUGUAGUCGGUCCAUAUCUUGCUCUGCAAGCGUCGAUGAGUGAUAAGAAUCGAGCCAUGAAUGCAGUGCAAGAUCAACAGCAGAAAUAUAUUUCCAGAGGAUGGCGAUUGACUAGAGGAUUACGCGUGUUCAGAAAGAUUCAGGUGCCGAACCUUGCACCGGGUUACAUCACCAAUGAGCCGGACACAGCCCCGCUUAUACCGCCUCUCAGUGCAGCUUUGGGGCGUUGGGGGUUCAAGACGAGGGAUUAUUUGCCGUGGAAUACGGGCUGGGCUAAGAUGUCUGAGCUGAUUGAGUCAUAUGAAGUGCGAGAUGGGGUCAGCAAUCGACAAGUUGACUUGGACGUCCCCAAGACCGGAGGAACACUGGAAGUUGUCAACAGUCGAACAGCUUUAGUGGUGAAUAAGCAUUGGAUACUGAUGCUGGGUCUUCUCGGUCGAUAUGGAGACCGUGUCGACAAAGGCAUUCUACAAAGAAAAGGAAUCAGGAGGAACUUUGAUGGAGAACGCGCAUCGAUUCGACAUUUCGCCUUACCGAGGAAAGCCAAACAAAGGGAAUCAGAUCUACCAUUCGAAUGGGUCCGCAAGAAACAAACUUACUCAAUGAGUAGAAGGAGAGGCUCGUCCAGUCGUGAAUCAGCAAGUUCAAGAUCCUGGUCAGACAGUGAUCCAGACUCUGACGGAACCGUGAUGGCUGUCCGCCGCAGCGCCUAUGGGACUAUCACCCUUGAAACGACUCCACAGCCUACGAUAUACGGCAUAACGGGAAAACUACAGCAACUUGGUCGCCAUAAAGGAUCAUGGAGCUACUUAACUUCUGUAUCGUUUGUGCCGCAUAUCGCGAAAGAGAUCUUUGAAGCAGGUGUCAAUGAGAGGAGGGAAGGUUCCUCGCUGCAGACUUUGUUCUGGCUCGCUCAUGGUUUCUUGCCGUGUGGCAGAACAGCAGAGGGACGACAGAUGGUAAUCUCUCUAGAGGCACCGGAUCUUUCUGUUGCAUCGAUCGGUAGGAAUGUUGAUGAUAUACUAGCAUGGCCUGCAUACUCUAUCCAAGAGUCUGACGAUAUUCCCAUCUCGAUUGGUAUUGCAAUGCAGUGUCUUGGUAUUCCCGAGCCACAGAUAUUACAGUUUCUCCCUCUUGAUGCAGCGAGCCAAGCAAAAAGGGUGCUGGAAAAGACUAGCCGUCACUCAUAUGACGGGACUCAGAGUCCAGUAUAUGGAUCAGAUGAAGGAGACCGCCGAUGGGAACGCGAGACACCAGCACAGCCAGCCGGUCUCAGCAUCGAUGGCCCCUGGGUUCGUUACUCAGAUUCAUCAGAGGAAAACUUCUGCCUAUUCCCAAGACGCGAUUUCGAAAAGAUCCUGAGACUUGUACUCACCAUCGACUGGGAUAACUGGGGAUUCUUGACAUGGAAAGAUAGGUUCUGGAUCUCAAUUCUACGGCGGACCACUAGCAUUCUAAAGAUCAACGAGAUAUGCGAUUCUGAAUUUGGGCAAGCCUUCGGAUUAGCAUCUCACUCUCGAGUCUUUGACUGGAAACAAAGUGGCCAGUUCUACCCACAAAGAUUGGCAGAUCAGCUAUCGUUCGACAAGUUUCUGACCAACUAUCUCGAUACAUAUGACCUUCUGCCUCUUCGUGUCUCUCUGGGAGUUCUUUACAUUUUGGAUCAACAGCUUCGAGAGAACACCCUGAAGGUAUAUGCUAAUUUAUGCAACAACGGGGAAAACAACGAUCCCCGUUCUGAAGCAAGGGUAGAGUACCUUGAAACAGCUCUGGAGGAGGUUGAGGCGGAGCACCGGAUCCAGAAGAUCCUGCACAAGAACGAUGAAACACCAGUCACGAAUAAGGGGAUAGCGGGUAUUUCAGAUUCUGAGUCUAUUGAAGAGAUCUACACACACAUGUCGAUAAGAGCCGUGGAUACUGAAACACUUGACCGCUUCAACAUCGUCUACGAACCAGCUGAUGAUUUAUUGUACCGCAUUACCGGAUACAUUGCCCCGUGGGAGCAAGAGAUCCUCUUCAAACAUACCUCGAUACGUCGAGAGCUCAACCAAAUGAAAGCUUGUACGGCUAGUGGUGUGUUAGAGUACACGUAUAAGACAAGACAGCUGAGAUGGUACUCUGAUAAGACUUCUAUGUUAGAGUAUAGUACUUGGCAGUUGACUCCUCAAGAUGUGGUUGUCACUGGAGAGAAACAGUCUAUGUGGAUUGAGGAGAAGGAUAUGGUCAUGGUGGCAUUGUGGGUUGCUAAUAGAGCUGCGAUGUGGAUCGGUGCUCAGGACUCAAAGCCAUUGCUGGAGUUUGUAGAAGAUUUGGAUACAUAUGCAUAUGUACUAUAA